Beta vulgaris subsp. vulgaris (sugar beet) is the source of this 3305-nucleotide messenger RNA. RefSeq lists its product as hypothetical. The record is from RefSeq and is a predicted model, not a curated record. Gene Ontology annotation, molecular function: mRNA binding. The transcript has 5 exons. Gene Ontology annotation, cellular component: cytoplasm. Bases 527 to 2974 code for a protein of 815 amino acids. Gene Ontology annotation, biological process: post-transcriptional regulation of gene expression. NCBI's taxonomy places the organism in Eukaryota, Viridiplantae, Streptophyta, Magnoliopsida, Caryophyllales, Amaranthaceae.
CAUAAAAAAAAAAAAACUACUAAAACCCUGCUUCCCUUCACACACACUCUCUCUCCUUCCCUACGCCCUCUCAGUGCUCAAUGUGUGAGCGUUUGUAUGUUAUAAAGUUCUAUAUAUAUAAAUAUAUAUCGCUCUCAAACUCUUCAUUUUAAUGGCGUGAGCGUGCACAGAAGUAACAGACCGUACUACUACUCUUGGCUAAAACAGUGAAAAAUCAAAAACCCAUUUUCUUCCUUUUAUAUUUUUCCUCUUUUGUGUGUGUUUUUUUUAACCUUGAAUCAAAAUUGAAAAUUCCUUUACAGAUUGAAAAAUGCGACUGAAAUUUUCUUCAACAUCAUCCUUCAUGUUCAUGUAUGUGUAAUGGUUAUUUGAUAUUUUGAUCUGGGUAUUGUUUGUUGUGUUUUUUUUGUGGGUUUGUUUUUGUUGUUUUUUUUUUCCUUAGAUUACUCUUUUUGUGUGUUUUUACUCUGUUGUUGUUGUUUUAGAAGAAAUAUACACAAGUAUCGUAAUUUUGGGGUGUUUGUUAAUGUUUAAAGAAGAGAAGAUGAAGGGUGAAAGAAAGAUAGACAAUUUUUCUGGUGAAAAUUCUCAUUUAACAUCAAAUAAUCAUCAUCAUUAUUAUCAACAUCAUCAACUACAACAACAACAACAACAACAACAACAACAACAACAACAACAACAAAUGUUUGAGGGUGUUGUUCCAUCUGGUAGUUCAUGUUCUUAUACAAAUGGGUUUUGUUAUCCUGAUGUUGGUUCAUCAUCAGUUUCCUCUUUUGAUCAUUCUCGUUUUCCCACGCCAAAAACCCCUUUUGUAGAUCAAUUUUAUGUGGGUUCUAAUUUACCAGAUUCUUACUAUAGGAGGGCUAACAAUGGGGUUAUGAUGGAUGAACGUAGUUUAGCCAGAGAAUUUCAAAAGAUGGAUAUUGGGAAUAAGAUGAGUCAAGUUUCUUCUGAUAAUUUUGGACAAUUUCAUAGAGACCCAGAUGUGUUUAGGAAUUCUGGUUGUAAUGUGGCUGAUAAUAGGUAUUCUAUGGGUGAGAAUUUUGGGGUUUUAGAAGGUUUUUAUAAUGGGUUUUCUGGUAAUGGAGGGUUUCCUUCUACUAUGUGUAGAGAUGAGAAGAGUAUGAAGGAUGAGAGAAGCUUUAGAUUGUGGCAAAGAGGGGGUAAUCGAGGUGAUUUUUUCGAGUCGAAUUCUCACUAUGCUAUGCAUGGUCAGCAGAACUGUUUGAUUAAUUUUCCCCUGGAAGGGACAACCCAUCAAGGAGAUGAGCGCUAUGGGAAUGGUGUUUCAUUUCUUAGAGGAAAUAAAUGUUAUGAUCGAAUGCCAGUGUAUGAAAGUAAUGAUUUUCUAUGUAAUGUUUCAAUUCCGAGGGGAGGCGAACGUGUAAGUAAUGUAGGUAUGAUUUCGAGAGGAGAUGGAAGUUGUGGUAAUGAAGGCCCUCUUCAUGUUGAGUCUGCUUAUGGUCCUCAUGUUGUUGGUGACCCUUUGCAGCACUAUAUGAUGGAUGGUUGUAAGGAUAUGUUGAGUCCUUGGGCAACUUCUCAGAACUUGUCUAUGUAUAAGCCUCCUAUCAAUGAAGCUUUCUUGGAGCAAUAUGGAUGGCAGUUUCCUGGAAAUUUGGGAAAUCUGAGCUCUGUUGGUUCCUCUCAUGUAAUGUAUCCUAAGCAGGCAUUAAGCAGGGCUAAUGUACUAUCAAUGAGGGAAAGAAUGAGAGCUGUUGAAGAAAGGGAGGGUCCUUCAUCUCAUGCACUGAUGAAAAGGACGAGACAGCUUGAUCACUAUGCUUCUGAAAGUUCCCAGAUCUUACAUGAUAAGGGACUGAAUGGUGUGAUUGGUAAGAAUUAUCAGUUAAGUGGCCGUACGAAAAAUUUGCUUAGUGGUAGCACAAUGCAAAAUACUGGGGAGAGGAACUUGGAACUUAAACUUCCAUUGCAGACUGAUAGAGUUUGUGAAAAUGGUAGUCAAAUGAUUAGUUGUGAUCCUCUGCUUCUGCAGACGAUAUAUAAUUCAUUAGUAGAGGUUCCGGGUAACAUAUAUCUCAUGGCAAAGGAUCAAUAUGGCUGUCGGUUCCUGCAGAAGAAGUUUGAUGACGGGUCUUUUGAAGAUGUGCAAUUGAUCUUUAAUGAAAUUAUUGACCAUGUUGUCGAGUUGAUGAUGAAUCCCUUUGGAAACUAUCUUAUUCAGAAAUUGUUGGAUGUUUGCAAUGAAGAACAGAGAAUGAAGAUUGUUCAUAUGGUGACCAAGGACCGUGGAGAACUUGUCAAAAUUUCCUUGAAUACGCAUGGAACACGAGUGGUGCAGAAAUUGAUCGAGAGCCUUAAAACAAGAAAGCAGACUUCAUUGAUCAUACGAGCUCUUGAACCAGGAUUUCUUGAUCUUAUAAAAGAUCUGAAUGGGAAUCAUGUUGUCCAGCGUUGCUUGCUAUGCCUUAGCAGUGAUGAUAAUAAGUUCAUCUAUGAUGCUGCUGCAAAGUACUGUGUUGAGAUUGCAACUCAUCGGCAUGGUUGUUGUGUCCUUCAACGUUGUAUUGCUCAUUCCAGUGGUGAAGACAGGCAGAAGUUGAUAGAUCAAAUUUGUGCCAAUGGCCUUCUUCUUGCUCAAGAUCAAUUUGGAAAUUAUGUUGUCCAGUACAUCGUGGAGCUGAAUAUUCCAUCUGCAACAGCACAGCUGAUCUCUCAGUUUGAAGGAAACUAUGUGCAUCUGUCUACUCAGAAAUUCAGUAGCCAUGUGGUCGAAAAAUGCUUGAAGUAUUAUGAAGACAGCCAGCCAAGAAUUGUGUAUGAAUUGCUCUCAGUUUCUCAUUUCGAGCAACUUGUUCAGGAUCCUUUUGCCAAUUAUGUAGUUCAGUCAGCACUCGAAGUCACCAAGGGUCCCCUUUAUGAUUCACUAGUUACAGCUGUUCGUCCUCACUCGAUGCUACGUACGAACCCACAUUGCAAAAAGAUUUUUAGCCGAGGUCUGCUGAAGAAGUGAUGAUGACAAGGAGAAGUUUUUUGUAUGUUGUUUUUCUGCAGUAAAGAAAUUGUUGUUUGUUUCUUCUACAUAGAACUACUUAGACUAAAUAACUUCGUGAGUCAAUCUCUGCCUAAUCAAGUGUUAGCUUUUUAGCUAGAGAUACUUUGAUUUAAUCUAUCUCAUGGGUAUAAUUUAUGUACAUCGCCGUUUUUGAAUUGUUGAUUCCCAUGAAGCUGUUGAGUGUAAAGGAAUUUUUGCUACCCUGAGACAGAUCACAGAUUUGAGUUGUAUAGCUUAGCUGCUUGUUGUUUUUGUUCACUUCAAACUGAAGUUUUUUUUAGUAGUAUUA